CCCCAGAGCGCGCCUGGAGCGGCAGGCGGGGGAAGCGCCCUGCGCGCAGGCGAGGGGGCCGUCAUUGCUCGCCAGCCGCCGGCGCCAUGGCCACCCUCAGUGAAAAUGUCCUCUUUGGAAUGGGAAACCCUCUUCUUGACAUCUGUGCUGUGGUGGACAAGGAUUUCCUUGACAAAUACGGGCUGAAACCAAAUGACCAGAUCCUGGCAGAGGAGAAACACAAAGAGCUAUUUGAAGAACUGGUGAGAAAAUUCAAGGUAGAAUAUCAUGCUGGUGGAUCUACGCAGAAUUCCGUUAAAGUGGCGCAGUGGAUGAUCCAGUUCCCCUACAAAGCUGCAACCUUUUUUGGCUGCAUUGGUACCGAUAAAUUUGGUGAGAUCCUCAAAAGAAAAACGGAAGAAGCUCACGUUGAUGCUCACUACUAUGAACAAAGCGAAGAACCGACGGGAACCUGCGCUGCCUGCAUCACCAGUGAUAACAGGUCUCUGAUUGCUAACUUGGCUGCUGCUAAUUGCUAUAAGAAAGAAAAACAUCUUGAUAUGGAGAAGAACUGGAAGCUGGUAGAAAAAGCUAAAGUUUAUUAUAUUGCAGGUUUUUUCUUGACGGUGUCACCAGAAUCCAUAAUGAAAGUCGCAACUCAAGCUUCUGCAAACAACAAGAUCUUCAGUUUAAAUCUUUCUGCACCAUUCAUUAGCCAGUUCUACAAGGACCAACUGAUGGAAGUCAUGCCUUAUGUUGACAUCCUGUUUGGGAAUGAAACAGAAGCUGCCUCUUUUGCUCGAGAGCAAGGCCUUGAGACGGAGGACAUCGAAGAGAUUGCCCGAAAGACUCAGGCACUGAAAAAAGCAAAUCCGAAAAGACAGCGCGUGGUGGUGUUUACCCAAGGGAAGGAUGACACUAUCAUGGCCACAGAAAAUGAAGUAAGAGCUUUCCCAGUCUUAAUUAGUGACCAGAGUGAGAUAAUUGACACUAAUGGAGCCGGAGAUGCCUUUGUUGGUGGCUUCCUGUCUCAGUUGGUCUACGAGCGGCCGAUGACAGAGUGUAUCCGGGCCGGGCACUACGCUGCCAGUGUGAUCGUCAAGCGUUCCGGUUGCACCUUCCCGGAGAAACCUGACUUCAAAUGAUACUGACAAGCUGACGGCUCAACAGGAAAUGCUGCCUACUUCCUGCCCCCCAGUGACCCUGCACUGGCGUUUCUGUACUUCUGUUCAUUUGGACCUUGGCCACAUCUCUUAGAUGCUCCAUCAUCAUCAUGUCGGACUGCAAGAUCAUCCAGGGUGCAGUUUCUGGUGCCCUGCACAUCACACUCACACACACACACACACACACACACACACACA
Molecule: messenger RNA, 1340 nt
Organism: Thamnophis sirtalis
Lineage: Eukaryota; Metazoa; Chordata; Lepidosauria; Squamata; Natricidae
Gene: ADK
Product: adenosine kinase
Biological process (GO): purine ribonucleoside salvage; purine nucleobase metabolic process
Cellular component (GO): cytosol; nucleus
Molecular function (GO): adenosine kinase activity
Source: RefSeq, a predicted model, not a curated record